Molecule: messenger RNA, 402 nt
Organism: Drosophila ficusphila
Lineage: Eukaryota; Metazoa; Arthropoda; Insecta; Diptera; Drosophilidae
Gene: Rpb10
Product: DNA-directed RNA polymerases I, II, and III subunit RPABC5
Exons: 2
Coding region: 87-290 (67 amino acids)
Biological process (GO): transcription by RNA polymerase I; tRNA transcription by RNA polymerase III; transcription by RNA polymerase II
Cellular component (GO): RNA polymerase I complex; RNA polymerase II, core complex; RNA polymerase III complex
Molecular function (GO): DNA binding; zinc ion binding; DNA-directed RNA polymerase activity
Source: RefSeq, a predicted model, not a curated record
GACCGAGCAAAACACAUUGUAGCCGAAUUUGUUUGUGGUUUACACAAUCUUCGUAAUUUUUUGAAAAUAAUUGCCUUGUACACAAGAUGAUUAUUCCAAUUCGUUGUUUUACCUGCGGAAAGGUUAUCGGCAACAAGUGGGAGUCGUAUUUGGGCCUUCUACAGGCGGAAUACACAGAAGGAGAUGCCCUGGAUGCUUUGGGUCUGAAGAGGUACUGCUGCCGUCGCAUGCUCUUGGGACACGUGGAUCUUAUCGAGAAACUGCUUAAUUAUGCUCCCCUGGAAAAGUGAACACAAUAAUAACCCAACCGCACCGGACUUGGGAAUAGAAACUCUAGAUUUUAUUGUAAAAUUACAAAUUAAAGCUUGAUGGAUUAGCCCUAGAAGUCAUGUAUAAGCCCAA